Molecule: messenger RNA, 860 nt
Organism: Hyalella azteca
Lineage: Eukaryota; Metazoa; Arthropoda; Malacostraca; Amphipoda; Hyalellidae
Product: cysteine--tRNA ligase, cytoplasmic-like
Exons: 4
Coding region: 1-648 (215 amino acids)
Biological process (GO): cysteinyl-tRNA aminoacylation
Cellular component (GO): cytoplasm
Molecular function (GO): cysteine-tRNA ligase activity; ATP binding
Source: RefSeq, a predicted model, not a curated record
AUGGCAUGGGUCAUAACCUGGAUAUCUGUACACGAGGCGCUCUGUGACAGCAUAGAUACAAGAACCGCCCUUGAGCAGCUCAGAGAGCUCGUCUCUGAUGCCAACAAAUACAUCAACUCCAAGAAUGAGUUGAACGGACAGCUUGUGUGGAACAUCAGCAGCUGCGUGUCGCGCAUAUUGGGCGUCUUUGGUGUGACGCUUUCUUCUGCUGGCGCGGACGGCAGUCAAAGCGACGACGUCCUACUUCCGCUGUGUCAAGUGGUUGCGGACUUGCGGGAAAAGUUACGCGGGUUGUCCCGAGAGCCUUCAACGGAUGUGAAGGAGCUGCAGAUGAAGCAGCUGCAGCUCUGCGAUGACAUCCGGGACUCUUUGCUGCCUCCCUUGGGUGUGCGUCUCGAGGACAGUGAGGGCAGGGCGCCCUCUAUUAAAAUUGUAGACCCUAAGGAGCUCAAGAAAGAGAUAGCGGCCAAGAAAGCUGCUGAGGAGGAAAAGCGAAUGGAAAAGCAGAAGAAAAAACAAGCUGCUGAUGCUAAAGCUGCUCAAGAGAAAGCUAAAGUCAUGGAGGUGGGCUCUCGAUUUUUUAUUCUUUUCAGUUAUUUAUUAGUUUUUAGAUUUAUCAUUAAUAAAAAACUUCCUGCUGUAAAAUAAACUGAUGGAAUUUCCGAUUUUAAAAAAAGUAAGUCUUCCACUCACUACACUUCUACAGGUUAAUGGGCAAGACUAGCAUGUGCGUCUUUUUAUUGAUGUAUUUACGAAAAAAGUUCAUUUAUCGACAAAUUUGUGUAGUGUUUGGUAUGUGAUAAGCAGUCUUCUAUUACAGCCUCCGGGUCAACAAAUUUGUCUAGUGUUUGGUUUGUGUU